This is a messenger RNA of Cryptomeria japonica (Japanese cedar), 537 nucleotides long. Its product is annotated as tabersonine-19-hydroxy-O-acetyltransferase-like. The record is from RefSeq and is a predicted model, not a curated record. The transcript has 2 exons. Lineage: Eukaryota; Viridiplantae; Streptophyta; Pinopsida; Cupressales; Cupressaceae. The coding region runs from base 1 to 537 and encodes 178 amino acids.
AUGGAGGCAACUGCACAGAUGGAACAAAUAACGGUUAAACUACUGAGGGUAUCCACAGUGGCUCCGGCUGUUCAAUCCUGUAGGCAACGCAUGUUCCUUUCCAACCUCGACCUGUUUUGGCUGCAAACCAGCAAACCUCAGAGGCUUCUCUUCUACAGAGUGUUGCCUGCAAAUGAAUAUUCUUCAAUUGUGGACAGCCUGAAGAAAAGCCUCUCUUCGGUUCUGGUUCAUUUCUAUCCAUUUGCAGGACAGCUAGUCAUUGGUGAAAUAUCAGGCCGACCAGAGAUUGACUGCAACGAUGGCGGAGUGGAAUUUGUGGAAGCGUCAAUGGAUAUACCUUUCAAUGACCUGGAAAAAGAGGAAUUUCAGCAUAAACCCUUUCUCAAAACCCUUGUCCAAAUUGUGCAUCCUUCCCAGCGGCAUGAAAAUUUCAAUACACCCCUUCUCUCAAUUCAGAAUGCAGCAGAAACAUACCUAUUUCAAAACCCCCGCUCCACAUUAGGACAAUGUUCAAACCAGAACACGAGACAACGGUAG